AUGAGCAAUGAUUAUAAUUAUAUGUUUAAGUACAUUGUAGUAGGAGAUACAAGUAAAGAUUUAAAUAAACCUAUUAAAGAUGUUGGAAAAUCGUGUUUAUUAUUGUAAUUUACAGAAAAUAAAUUUUGUGAUCAUACAGAGAGUACAGUAGGAGUGGAGUUUGGUUAUAAAACAAUAAAAAUAAAUGAUUAAUUGAUAAAGCUUUAGAUUUGGGAUACAGUAAUAAAUAAACUAUAAUUUAAUAGGCAGGUUAAGAUUCAUUCAAAUCCAUUACAAGAUCUUAUUAUAGAGGAGCUAUUGGAGGAUUACUUGUAUUUGAUUUUAGUAGAAGAUCAACAUUUGAAGAUAUUAAAAAAUGGUUAAAAGAAAUAAAAACAUAUUCUUGUGAUAAGAUUGAAUUAGUACUUGUUGGCAAUAAAUCAGAUAUACUUAAAAAAGAUAUUACUAUUGAAGAAGUAGAAGAAUAUGCAUAAUAAGAGAAAUUAGAAUUUUAUGAAACUUCAGCUAAAACUGGAAAGAAUGUAGAUGUUGUCUUUGAAAGUGUUGCAAAUAAAAUUUUAAGAAAAAUCGAAACUAAAUAAAUUAAUUUAGAUGAUUAAGUAUAAUUAUUCCAUAAAAAAUAGAUGUUAGGAAUUAAAGUUAAUUUUAAUGGAAAAAUGAAAAAAAAAAGUAAAUCUCAAAAUAAUUAAUCUCCAUAUUAUAAUAUAACAUUAAAUGGAUAAUAAAGUGAAUCAAAUAAGAAUGAUAAAAAAAGUUGUUGUUGA
This is a messenger RNA of Paramecium pentaurelia, 764 nucleotides long. The record is from the annotation of a GenBank genome assembly. NCBI's taxonomy places the organism in Eukaryota, Ciliophora, Oligohymenophorea, Peniculida, Parameciidae.